GGGGAGGGGGUCGGUUGGGUGGCGGCGGCGGAACUCGGCGGGUGGAGGGAAGCGCGGGCCUCUGAGGGAGGGGCUGAGGUCCUGGAGCUGUGGGAGGGAGCAGGGCAGGCCUAGCCGAGGGCGAGGACCGGGCCCGGUUGGAGGAGUGGAGGCGGCGGGAGCUUCCGGGCCCGCGGGGGCUCCGGCUUGGGACGCCCCCUGGGCCUAGCAGUGGCAUCUUUCUUACUUUGUCCGUUCUCCGGGCUCGAGAGCGUAUUUCCGGAGCCAUGUCAGAAGGAGUGGAUUUGAUUGAUAUAUACGCUGAUGAAGAGUUCAAUCAGGACUCGGAGUUCAACAAUACCGAUCAGAUUGACCUAUAUGAUGAUGUGUUGACGGCUGCCUCACAGCCCUCAGAUGACAGAAGCAGUAGCACGGAACCACCCCCUCCUGUUCGCCAGGAGCCAGCUCCCAAACCAAACAACAAGACCCCUGCAAUUCUGUACACAUACAGUGGCCUGCGGAGUCGGCGAGCAGCUGUCUACGUAGGCAGCUUCUCUUGGUGGACCACAGACCAGCAGCUGAUCCAGGUUAUUCGCUCUAUAGGAGUCUAUGAUGUGGUGGAGUUGAAAUUUGCAGAGAACCGUGCAAAUGGCCAGUCUAAAGGGUAUGCUGAGGUGGUGGUAGCCUCUGAAAAUUCUGUCCACAAAUUGCUGGAACUCUUACCAGGAAAAGUUCUUAAUGGAGAAAAAGUAGAUGUGAGGCCGGCCACCCGGCAGAACUUAUCACAGUUUGAGGCUCAGGCUCGGAAACGUGAGUGCGUCCGAGUCCCAAGAGGGGGAAUACCUCCACGGGCCCACUCAAGAGAGUCUAGUGAUUCUGCCGAUGGACGGGCAACCCCCUCUGAGAAUCUUGUACCCUCAUCUGCUCGUGUGGAUAAGCCCCCCAGCGUGUUGCCCUACUUUAAUCGUCCUCCUUCAGCCCUUCCCCUAAUGGGUCUGCCCCCACCCCCAAUUCCACCCCCACCACCUCUUUCCUCAAGCUUUGGCGUCCCUCCUCCUCCUCCUGGUAUCCACUACCAGCAUCUCAUGCCCCCUCCUCCUCGAUUACCUCCUCAUCUGACUGUACCUCCCCCUGGGGCCAUCCCACCAGCCCUUCACCUCAAUCCAGCCUUCUUCCCCCCACCAAAUGCUACAGUGGGGCCUCCACCAGAUACUUACAUGAAGGCCUCUACACCCUAUAACCACCAUGGCAGCCGAGAUUCGGGUCCUCCACCUUCUACAGUGAGUGAAGCUGAAUUUGAAGAGAUAAUGAAGCGAAACAGAGCGAUUUCCAGCAGUGCCAUUUCCAAAGCAGUGUCUGGAGCUAGUGCAGGGGAUUACAGUGACGCCAUUGAGACACUACUCACAGCCAUUGCAGUUAUCAAACAGUCCCGAGUCGCCAAUGAUGAGCGCUGCCGGGUCCUCAUCUCUUCUCUUAAGGACUGUCUUCAUGGCAUAGAGGCCAAGUCAUACAGUGUGGGUGCCAGUGGAAGCUCUUCUAGGAAAAGACAUCGGUCCAGGGAGAGGUCACCCAGCCGGUCCCGGGAGAGUAGCAGGAGGCACCGAGACUUGCUUCAUAAUGAAGACCGGCAUGAUGAUUAUUUCCAAGAGAGGAACCGGGAGCAUGAGAGACACCGGGAUAGAGAACGGGACCGGCACCACUGAGAAAGGAGUCUGGGUGGAAGCAAAUUGUUUUUAAUGGACUUGCAUCUCCUCACCUUGAUCAGGACUAAAGGACGGAGGCCGCUCCACCCCUUCCCCUUCUUCCAAACCCCUAACUUCCUCCAGGCAAAACCCUCUGCCCUGCAGGAUUGAAGAUGGCUUGGCAGCCCUCCCAAUCCCACACCUCCUGUUUGCCAGGGGGGAAGAACCUAAAGACUUGCUGGGGUAGGGAAUGAGGGCAGACAGGAAGACAGCAACAUGUCCAGCCCAUAGUCUCCACAGAGAAUGGUGCUUUGUCCAAGGAAACUAGAGUUUCUGAUUGCCCAGGAGCAGUCAGUGGUGAGGUUACUGAGAGAAAACUUCCUUCCCAGAGAAAAUGGAUCCUCUAUGUGGGAUCUUAGGAAAGUGACUGGGUGUGCCAAAAAUGCCCAGGGUUCUGCCCUCAGUACUAUAUUUGAUGGGGCCAAGAGGGUCCAAACCCUGCUAACAUACCACUUUGUUCAACUCCUUUACUUUCCUAGCCGGUUGAGGAGGGACCAUGAGAACAGAAAACUACCUUGUGACAAGUGUUCUCAGUUUUCUCCUCACAUAUUGACGGUUUAUUUCCCUGGCCUCCUAGAGGGCUGAAUUCUUUUGACUCCUUGCUAUCUGACUCCUCAGUGGACUUGUUCCUCCAAAGCAGAACCCAGGAGGUUGCUAUCUGCCGGAAGCCUAGGCCAGCCAGAUAUCACCAUUUGCUGCUUCAGGCUUGUCUGUCUGUUGCAAUAACCAGCUCUUAGGUGUUUCCUUUCCCUGAGGCGCAUUCCAUUCAACAUGGAAUCCUUCCCCCAAGAAGGCUUCUUCCUUGUUUUAGAGGAAGGUACUGCCUUUUUGGACUUAGGGAUGUCGUGGGACCUUGGUAUCGAGGACCCCUAGUUAAUAAAGUACCGGAAGUGUGGGGAAGAAGGCAGUUUGAGCAGUAUGUAGCCUACUCACAUGGGCUCCUUUUCAGGUUUGAUGUAAGCAUAGGCUUGCAUAUUCCCAAGGUACAUACUUUGACUUAACUGUGGGAUAACUCAGCACUAAUAGGCAGGUAAAGUCACAACUGUGGUUUUUUUUUUUUGGUUUUGUGUUGUUUUUUGUUUUUUUAUCCUUUGACUCUGAUACUUCCCCCGUCACUUUGCCUGGAGGUGCUCCCAGCCUUUAACAAGGAGCAGAGAACUGGAGUCAGACUUUAGUGAGCUCAGCUCAGAGUUGUAAGGACCAGCACAUUGGUGGCCAUUUUCUGCACAAGCAAAUGGAAUUGCUUUUUCAGCAUCCAAAUUGUGAUAGGUUGCUCCUGAUAAGAGGCAGGCACAGUCCCAGAGUACCAUAGGGUGAUGUUCCUUCUGCAUGCAUCUGCAGGGCCUGAGAUCUAGUGUGAAAAGAGACAAGUGAGAUGGGACUUGGUGUGUGAGGCAUAGGGUCAUUGGAGACUCUUCAGACUCAGAGGGGGGAGACUGAAUUGGAUGCUUUCUCUUCCCAGCACACUUCUGAUAGACCCCUUCAGUCACUGAGGGAGUGCCCCCAAGGUUGGAGAGGCACAUUCCCUUUGGACAGAGGCUGCAAGUUGUGGCUUAUUUUCUUGUUCCCUAAACCAAUCCUUAUUCUACCAACAUGGCACCCUGCCUAAAGUGUUAAGUGAUAUGCUUAUUCUUGAAAGCAGCUCAGGGUGUCUUUUUAAAAUGUAGGAAAAAAAUGUCAAAUGACAGUUAAGGAAAAACAACAUACAAAAUAUCAGAAAAGCUGUUUACCCAGAGAAUUAUUUUCUCCCCACUUUUAUUUUUACUCAGUGACAUUAAUUUUUAGUUUUAUUCCUCAUAGCAAAAGGAGAAAAAAAAAUACCAAUCCUCAAAAGGUCAAGGCCCCCGUCCCCCUGUUGUCGGUGAUUUGUUUGUCUUUCUGAUAGGUUGAAAAUUGUGUAAUAAACUUGAUGACGAUGUCAAUCUUUUAUACUGCAUUGUAUUUUUUUCCUUUUGUAACAAAAUAUUUUUAAAUAAUAAAUGGGGUGUGAGCUGUUUACGGA
Molecule: messenger RNA, 3723 nt
Organism: Mastomys coucha (southern multimammate mouse)
Lineage: Eukaryota; Metazoa; Chordata; Mammalia; Rodentia; Muridae
Gene: Cpsf7
Product: cleavage and polyadenylation specific factor 7
Exons: 10
Coding region: 267-1682 (471 amino acids)
Biological process (GO): mRNA alternative polyadenylation
Cellular component (GO): mRNA cleavage and polyadenylation specificity factor complex
Molecular function (GO): mRNA binding
Source: RefSeq, a predicted model, not a curated record